This is a messenger RNA of Tripterygium wilfordii, 946 nucleotides long. RefSeq names its product probable NAD(P)H dehydrogenase (quinone) FQR1-like 1. The record is from RefSeq and is a predicted model, not a curated record. Gene Ontology annotation, molecular function: FMN binding; NAD(P)H dehydrogenase (quinone) activity. Lineage: Eukaryota; Viridiplantae; Streptophyta; Magnoliopsida; Celastrales; Celastraceae. The coding region runs from base 127 to 738 and encodes 203 amino acids. The transcript is spliced from 4 exons.
GCAAGCACCUAUAAAUAAGGGCCUCCGUUCUCAUGGAUUUUCAAUCGAUUCGUUUAAUUAGUUCGUUCAGAUUCUCGCUUUGUGGAUCGCAGAAAGAAUUUGCAGUGACCUUCAAGGACUCUUUUAAUGGCGACGAAGGUUUAUAUUGUAUACUAUUCUAUGUAUGGACAUGUAGAGAAACUAGCUGAAGAGAUUAAGAAAGGAGCUGCCUCUGUUGAAGGCGUUGAGCCAAAGCUAUGGCAGGUCCCUGAGACUCUAUCAGAGGACGUGCUUGGGAAGAUGAGUGCCCCACCAAAAAGUGAUGUUCCAAUCAUUACACCCAACGAACUUGCUGAGGCCGAUGGAUUUAUUUUUGGCUUCCCAACAAGAUUUGGAAUGAUGGCUGCACAAUUCAAAGCAUUUAUGGAUGCAACUGGAGGCCUGUGGAGAUCGCAAACGCUUGCAGGCAAGCCCGCUGGAAUAUUCUACAGCACUGGAUCUCAAGGUGGUGGACAAGAAACCACACCUUUGACUGCUAUUACUCAGUUGGUUCACCAUGGAAUGAUAUUUGUUCCUAUUGGUUACACAUUUGGUGCUGGCAUGUUUGAGAUGGAGAAAGUGAAAGGUGGAAGUCCUUAUGGUGCUGGCACUUUCGCUGGGGAUGGGUCAAGGCAGCCAUCUGAGCUCGAGUUGGAGCAGGCCUUCCACCAAGGAAAGUACAUUGCCACUAUUGCAAAGAAGCUCAAAGCAACAGCUUAAUCAGACUUGCACCAUGUUAAAGAAGAAAUUGUCAAUUUCAGUUCACAAUAAAAACAUUAAAUAAAAUUUGUCUUGCUUCAUUUUCCCUCUUCAUUUCAAUUCUAGAAGUUGUACUCCACAUGAUUGGUAUCUGUUAAGUUGUCAAGCUAUUUUAUUAAUGAUAGUGCCGGUUUGCUCAUUUGUUCAUGAGCUGGUUCUCUGAUGAUAA